AUUCUUUAUAUAAUUAUUAUAGUUUCUAUAAAUAUCUGGUAUUAUCUUUUUAAUAUUUGCAUUCCCUUUGAAAACUUCAUGUUAUAGAUGAAGAUGAUAUCUACAACUUUACUGUUAACUGCUACGUAACUUAUGUGUCAAAUAAUCUAUGAAUACUUCAAAAUGGAAACAGAUCAUGGAAAACUUAAAUGUAUUGAUAAAAAUUCCAAAAUGAAGUGUCCAUCACCACAUACAAAGAAGAAUGUGAAUGCCCGGAAGAUAACUUAUUGCAAACGACCAGGAUUGAUUUAUAAGAAUCUUAUAAAAAAUCAAAAUGCAAUACAAACUAGUCAAUAUUUUGAAUUGACAUGUGGUGAUCAUCAAUGGAUCCCACCUAGAUCUCCAUAUGCUCUUAUACAGGAAGACUUGUUUCACAAUCCUUGGCAACUGUUGAUUGCUACUAUAUUUUUAACAAAAGUAACGGCUAAACUCGCAAUUCCAAAAAUUCAUGAAUUUUUACUGAAAUGGCCCACGCCAGAAGAUGUGAUUAAAGCAAAUCCCCAAGAUUAACUUUUUUCGGUGAAAAAUUUAGGACUAGAAAAUACUCGUGUUAAAACAAUAAAACAAUUUACAGCGGAUUUCUUGUCAAAAAAUUGGAAGUAUCCAAUAGAGUUGUAUGGAAUUGGCAAGUACGGUAAUGAUUCUUAUAGACUCUUUUGUGUGAAUGAAUGGCGAAUAGUACAACCAGAUGAUAUACUGUUAUCAAAAUAUAAAGACUGGCUAACUUUAAAUGAAAAACAACUUGGAAUUUAAGAUUCUUAUUAUUUUACAGUUUAAUUUUACUACUCUUACAGUCUAUAUUGAAAUAUAAAUAUUUUGUUAGUCACCAAAUACUUCUUAUACAUAUAGUUAUUAUAUUUUAUACAUAUUUUGUACUAUAUUUUGAUUUUAUUUAUAUAUUGUAAAUUUGAUCUCUUCAUAAUUUGGUACUAUGUCAAUAUUUAUUUUAAUCUUUAUAAAAGAAUUGAUGUGGGUGUGUGGGUCAUUGUUUCUUACAUAUUAUGUAGUCUUACAAUUACAAGACAUAAUAUUGCUCUUUACAUCAAAAAAAAUUAUAUGUUGUGAGUUGUUAGUUUAUGUUAUAAAGAAUAAAAAUAUGAUUGUGAUAAAAAA
Rhopalosiphum padi (bird cherry-oat aphid) is the source of this 1152-nucleotide messenger RNA. RefSeq names its product methyl-CpG-binding domain protein 4-like. Gene Ontology annotation, cellular component: nucleus. Gene Ontology annotation, biological process: DNA repair. NCBI's taxonomy places the organism in Eukaryota, Metazoa, Arthropoda, Insecta, Hemiptera, Aphididae. The record is from RefSeq and is a predicted model, not a curated record. Gene Ontology annotation, molecular function: DNA binding; catalytic activity. The transcript is spliced from 4 exons.